Molecule: messenger RNA, 1580 nt
Organism: Sphaeroforma arctica JP610
Lineage: Eukaryota; Ichthyosporea; Ichthyophonida
Exons: 5
Coding region: 171-1154 (327 amino acids)
Molecular function (GO): cysteine-type endopeptidase inhibitor activity
Source: RefSeq, a predicted model, not a curated record
CGCGUACAACAUACACAUCAUAACACAUCUUGUCUCUACAAACAACAUACAUAACACCAUAUAUUCGAGAAUUCGUAUCCCUUUAAGUCAUACUCAAGUACAGAGUUUGCAAGUUUUUUACCACUCCAAAUCCAGCCUAUAAGAAACGUAUAGUGGAAUACAAGUAGACCAUGUUACGAACCUUUGCCGUCGUUCUGAGCGCAGUGGCCUUCUGCACAGCAGCCAGUACGACAGAUGUCAGUGAAGCGCAUGCUAUCCAAGAAGCCAUGCUUUUGAUCAAUUCGGGAAGCAAUUCCAUGAAUCAGAUGGUGCUCGUGGGUGUUGAAGAGGAGAAAGUGGAGACCCAGACCGAUGGCACGGAGAUAUACAAACUCAAGUUGAAAGCCGGCCUUUCGUCAUGCCGCAAAACAAAUGACAUGAAGCCUACAUCUGAAUGUACUCUGAUGGCUGACAGUACACCUCAGAUAUACGAAGCCACAAUUAAGCACCACCCACUCGCCAACGGCAACACAGAGUUGUGGGAGCCGGUAGACUUCAAUGUACUGGGCACUGAGGAAGUAAAGAACAUGCCAGGUGGCAUCACCCCAGCAGACACUAACGACGAAAGUGUGACAGGAGCGCUACACUUUGCCGUGACGCAGCACAACACAAACACCAACAGAGAGCAGCUGAGCGAGAAAGAUCUGGAGAUAACUCGUGUGGACAAGCAAGUUGUUGCGGGUGUUAAGUACAUCAUCACGGUACGAGACAAUCAUAGCGGACGUGUGUAUGAUAUACAAGUGGAGGAGCAAGCCUGGGUGGCUGACAGCCCCUACUCACUGGUAAGCUUCGAGGCGAAAGUGAGCGGUAGCCCUCCUAAAUCCGGGGCAAAUCAAGCCCAAAAGGGAUAUGGAAGUGAUGGCAAGGGCCUGGAAAUGGACUCAAAUGCUGCGACUGAGACAGAAGAAAAGAAGAAUGGUGGAUCUUCGUUUUGGAACAGUAUGGGCAUCUUCUUCGGAGUUGUUCUGGCCGGUGGUCUGCUUGUGAGUUUCGCGGCUACCCGUUUUAAGGAGCGAUUGCGACAACAAGAGAUGAGCAGACGCCGCUACGAUUUGCUGAACAAUGAAGACGAUGACGAGUUCAGUGAAUCAUAUGAGAGCGAUGACGACAUGUAAGCCAAUCAUAGUAGAGCUCUGUAGAUAUGUACGUGAAUUGAUUGGCUGGAAAGUUACGCAUACUGUUAAAAGAAAGCGUGGAGAAGAGUGAGAUUGCAUUGGCUGUAGAUUGUAGGGUUUGACGAGCUCGGUAAAUCGAAUGAGCACGAUGAAGCCAUGCCAGCAUUAUGAUUGGCUGGCGUACUAUGGCGGCGGAAAGACUAUCCAAUGGUACUGUACUAAUGUAUGACUCAUGCACGAUGGGCGAUAUCCAAGCAAUACGAAGGACGAGUUGGGCUGAUGGAUGUAUUUCGUGGUGUGAUGAUAUGGCAAUGGUACAGCUGAGAGGUGGCGUGAAAACGAAUUGCGGGUGAACUAUAGGGACAACGGGAAAGCCUAUUUAACAACAGCGCAAGAACAGCACGACGUCGAGAACAACGAUAUUAU